CUCUCUCUCUCUGUCAGUCUCUCUCUCUCCCUCUCUCUCCCUCUCCCUCCCUCUCUCUCUCUCUCUGUCAGUCUCUCUCUCUGUGCUCGUCGUGAUGGGCAGCGGGGCGUCGGUCAGCGAAGCGUCCCGGCCUGAGAGGUCGGACCCCCGGGAGGCCGAGCCUGAACCCGUCCGACCCUCCUCACCUGCAGGACGGAGCGACGACACCCUGCAGGCGGAGGAGGAGGAGGAGGAGGCAGCGACACCGGACAGUCACAUCAUAGAUGUCCAGUCUUUACAGAGAGAAGUGAAGGAGGAAGAGGAAGAAGAAGAAGAAGAAGAAGACGGAGAAGGAGCAGGAGGAGGAGCCACACAAACUGUCCUGAGUCCAGCUGUGACUGAGACGGCGGCGGAAGGAGAAGAAGUGUCUCUGGACUUUGAGAGUUUCCUCCACGUCAACGGGACGCUCUACAGCUGCUUCCACCACCAGGGGGACAGAGUCUACGUGGACGAGUCGCAGAACCUGCAGCCUUUUCCGAAGGACUGGUACGACCAGGGACGCUUCCUCUCCGCCCGCGACGAGGGCUCCGGGCAGCUGCAGGCUCCAGGCAGCGGCGGCGAGCCGGCGUUCAGGGAGGACGACCGCACCGCCAGCAUCUACAUCCAGGGCAAAGGCACCGUCAUGACCUACAUGUUUGAGGAGCGUGUGAACGUCUGCAGGUUCUGGGACCCUCCGUCGGGCGUCUGGCUGCUGCUGCCGCUGCAGUGGGAGGUGGACGUCGACUUCGUCAAAGCUCGUGUCCAGCGGGUCACGUCCGCACUGCCGGGCCUGGUGGACCAGAAGGAGAUCGCUGCGGCGCUGCGACAGUGCAACUACGACCCCGAGGAGGUCAUCUCCGUCUACCUCACCAUGUUCGGAGAAAUCCUCCUGCAGGCGUCUCCCGGCGGAGACCCGGAGAACUACACCGACCUCAACUCCUUCAGAGCCCUCCUGGAGCGGGACCGGCUCAUCGAGGACCUGAGGCAGAAGCUCCAGACCAAAGAGAAGGAGUCGGACGAUCUCUUCCAGAGGAACAGCUUCCUGGCGAGGGAGGUCCGCCACCUGAGCGACGUGGUCCAGCACCUGAACCAGAAGCUGGCCGAGCUGGAGGCCGACCAGCAGGAGGCCCGGGAGAGGAUCCGGUCUCUCUUGCACCGCAGGGCUCCCGCCGUCCCGCCUGCCAGAACCGUCGCCAAACCGCCCGUCGACCCCGGCCGACUCCGCCGGGUGAGAGGUCUGAGCCGCGAGCUCAACGUCUCCAACAAGCAGCUCCGGUCCACGGUUCGCCAGGCGAUGGCCGACGUGCAGAACCAGCUGGAGCAGCUGAAGGGCGCCGCGGGACAGUUGGCCCAGGUCGAGCAGCAGGCGGCCGGGGAGGUGGAGGAGCUGCGGACCCUCUACAGGAGGGAGGCGGUGGAGAGGAAGGGCCUGUACAACAAGCUGCUGGAGCUGCAGGGAAACAUCCGGGUGUUCUGCCGCUGCCGGAAGAGCUCGACCUCCGGCUCCUGUGUGGAGACGGCCGACGACCAGGAGCUGGUGGUCGUCCAGAGAGGAAGCAGGAAGAAGUUCCACUUUGACCGAGUUUAUCCUCAGAGCAGCACACAGGAGGAAGUGUUCGCAGGAACUCUGCCCGUGAUAACUUCCUGUGUGGACGGAUAUAACGUCUGUAUUCUGGCCUAUGGACAAACCGGCUCGGGGAAGACCUACACCAUGAUGGGGGACAAGGAAAACCCCGGAGUCAACAUCAGGUCUGUUCGAGAGCUGCUGCGUAUUUGUGCCGGGAAAGAGACGGUGUCUUACACUCUGAAGAUUUCCAUGUUGGAGAUCUACAACGACACGCUGAACGACCUCUUGACCAAAGGCGGCAACGCAGCUCUCGACAUCCGAGUCCAGGGGAAGUCGGUGUCCGCCCCAGGACUGACCCGGAUCCAGGUCCGGACCGAGGCCGACAUCCUGGGCGUAAUGGAGAUGGGCGAGAAGAACCGAAAGAUCGCCUCGACCAAGAUGAACAUUCAGAGUUCUCGGUCUCACCUGCUGGUGGCGCUGGAGGUGGAGGGUUCGGACGAGGUCUCGGGUCUGACGUCUCGCGGCACGCUGACGUUGUGCGACCUCGCCGGUUCUGAGCGGAUCUCGAAGACCGAGGCCGAGGGUCAGAGGCUGGUGGAGGCGGCCGCCAUCAACAAGUCUCUGACGGCUCUGGGACAGGUGUUCGGUGCUCUGAGGUGUAACGCCCUCCACGUCCCGUUCAGGAACUCCAAACUCACCCACCUGCUGCAGCCCAGCCUCAGCGGAGACGCCAAGUGCUGCGUGUUUGUGAACGUGAGUCCAGACGUGACGGAUGCGGCGGAGACGCUGAGCACGUUGCAGUUCGGCGCCGCCAUCCGGCAGGUUUCGCUCGGUAAAGCGACGCGGAAUGUAGCGCCGGCGAAGAACAAGGAGACCGGCGGCAAGUAGACGACACAAACGUUAUAAGAAGAAACAAGAAGUUUCAUUCGGUCCUGGUCACAGAAGUAAUAAAGUUCAUAUUCAAGACAAACAAUCGUCUUUAUUGCUCGAGUGGAUCCGAGAGUCUGACGGUUUUUAAAGUGCUGAAUUACGUCUGU
Molecule: messenger RNA, 2622 nt
Organism: Scophthalmus maximus (turbot)
Lineage: Eukaryota; Metazoa; Chordata; Actinopteri; Pleuronectiformes; Scophthalmidae
Product: kinesin-like protein KIN-14E
Exons: 14
Coding region: 95-2473 (792 amino acids)
Biological process (GO): microtubule-based movement
Molecular function (GO): microtubule motor activity; microtubule binding; ATP binding
Source: RefSeq, a predicted model, not a curated record